CCGCAGCAGUUUCCUGCAAACAUCAGAUCGUGUCGCAUCGUGUCACAUUGUGUGUCCUAGUGUUUUUCAACAACAACAACAAAAAACAACAUCAAAAUUUUCAGUGCUGUGAUUUUUGUUAGGACCUUGUGCGCGAAAUUUGUCCGUUCCGGAACGGUGACUUUCUUCUUCUUUGUCAAUAUUUUGCCUGUGUGUGCAUUUCCUGUCCUUCUCCCGUUACACCGGUACUGUUCCGGAUCGAAGGUGUGUGUGUGUGUGUGUCGCGCUCGGUUCCCUGAGCAAAAUAUUUAAUGAACCAGUUUGAGGCGGCAGCAACAAAACGAAAAAAAAAAUCAAUGAUUGUGAUAAUCUUCCCUCAAGUGUGACGGAAAAUUCGCGUUGAAAUUCUCCGUUUGUAGUCGAUUCUCGUGGCCGUGCAAAAUCCGUCAACCGGAGCCAACAACAACAAAAAUCGAUUUCUGGUUCGAGCAGCAAAUUGUGCACGUGUCAUCCGUACCCAAACAGCACAGCAUCACCUCAUCUCGUAAAGAGAACAACAAUCUCAAGUCCAAGUCAAAGUCGGCUAGUCCAAGUCAGCGCAAGUCCUUCAACGGUUUAAAAAUUCAAAGUCCUUUGAAGUUCCACAAAAGAAAAACGCACCCCUAAAAUUUUAAAGUAGCGCAAAUAAAUGCAAACAUAAAGAAAAAAAAAAUUCAAGGCCAUCGCAGCAAAUCGUGGUUUGGGGAAAGUUGGCCCAAAAUUGCCGGUGAAGUUUACCGCAGAAGUGACUCAUCAUCCCCCCGAACGGUGGCAACCCGAGCUCGAAGUUAUCAGCGAUCCGAGAUAGGCAGCAACGCGGUGCAGUCUCCGGGCUUCAAGAGACCAGACCGCCAACCGGUUCAACUCGUUCUUAGUGGCACAAUGUCGCAUGGUAUUCGUUGGAUCGCCUGAACUAGACCAACUCAUUGUUUGUGGGCGCAAGCUAAACGGCUUCUCCAGCUUGGACCUGUUUAUUAUGCCUAUACUGGACAAAUCCCGACUAAAUCAUCCGCUGAAUGCCAAAAAGCCCCCGCCAGCGAUCCCGAACCCGUGGGUAACGGGUGGCCCCCCGGGCGGCAAGGAUGCCGUGCUGGUGUUCCGGACGGUUGCCCUCUCGCCGGUCAGCGGCAAUGGGGGCGCCGACUCCGGUGGUGACUCCCCGGUGGCGGGCAGUUCCAGCUCCAGCAGCAGCUCGACGACGACCAAAGAUCCUACCGUAACCUCUAGUGAUAAGUUAGCCAACAGUUCGAAGGUACCCGCAACACUGCCCAGCAAAAACUUUAACGUUCAACGAAAAUCGGAUAGUAUUAGUAGCGCAACUAGCAAUAGCAACGACGACGACGAGGAUGACGAUGAUGAUGUCGAUGGAGAUUCAGGCGAUAAUGACGACGGUGACGAGGAGGAUGCCGAGGGUGAGGCGGAGGGGGAAGAAGAAGACGAAGAUGGAGACGAGGCUGGGACUUCGCAGGACGAAACGGCCGGGGCGACGGCGACCAGUGGCAGCAAGUCCAAGAAGCGACAGCUCGAGUCUUCUUCGUCGUCCAGUUCGUUGAGCAAUGCCUCGUUGGCAAGUCGGGAUGGGGACGAACCGGAGGUGGAUCUGCCGACGUCCAAGUCGGAACCGAUGCUGGCGACCAGCGCGGGUUUAGAGAAGAAGAAGAGCUCCGGGGGUAGUCAGGAGAACAAGGAGAACCGAGGGGAUAGCGGACUGCCGAAGACGGAAAUGCCGGCGGCUCAGCUGAACAUCUACUACAAGUUUAUCAACACGGAGACGCGAUUGCUGCGGAAGAUCUUGAAUGCGCACGGAAUGGGCGAGAGUGGGUCCGACAGCAACGACUUUAAUCUGCUGUGGACGGGGAUUCACCUGAAGCCGGACAUACUGCGGAACCUGGCGCCGUACCAGCGGGUUAAUCAUUUUCCGAGAUCCUACGAGCUGACGCGCAAGGACCGCCUGUACAAGAACAUCGAGCGUAUGCAGCACCUGCGCGGCCACAAGCACUUUGACAUCGUGCCGCAGUCGUUUCUGCUGCCCCAGGACUACAAGGAGCUGAUCGCGGCGCACAACAAGUGCCGCGGGCCGUGGAUUGUGAAGCCGGUGGCGUCGAGCCGGGGCCGUGGGAUAUUCAUCGUGAAUUCGCCGGAUCAAAUCGCGUCGUACGAGCAGGUCGUGGUGGCCAAGUACAUUACGGAUCCGCUGUGCAUUGAUGGGCACAAGUGUGAUAUUCGGUUGUACGUGGCGGUGACGUCGUUUGAUCCGCUGAUCAUCUACAUGUACGAGGAGGGACUGGUAAGGUUGGCGACGGUAAAGUAUGAUCGUACGGCGGAGAAUUUGUGGAAUCCGUGCAUGCACUUGUGCAACUACAGUAUCAACAAGUAUCACACGGACUAUAUCAAGUCGAACAAUGCGGGGGACGAGGACGUGGGUCACAAGUGGACGUUGAGUGCGUUGUUGCGGCAUUUGAGGAGUCAGGGUUGUAAUACGGAGCAGUUGAUGUUGAACAUUGAGGAUCUGAUUAUUAAGGCGAUCUUUUCGUGCACGCAACCGAUCGUAUCGGCCUGUCGAAUGUUUGUUCCGCACGUGGGGAAUUGUUUUGAGUUGUAUGGGUUUGAUAUUUUGAUUGACGAUACGUUGAAGCCGUGGCUGUUGGAGAUUAAUCUGUCGCCGUCGCUGGGUUGUGAUACGCCGCUGGAUACGAAGGUGAAGGCAUGUCUGUUGACGGACUUGCUCACGAUGGUCGGAAUUCCGGCGAUUAGUCCGCUGCAGAAGGCUUGUUACGAUAGUAAGGGACAGAAGAUUCGGAAUCUGUCGACGCCUUACAGGAGAGUGAAUUCGGCGGACUUUGUGCACAGUUCUGGAGGUAAGAAGGAGGGACAACCUGGGGAACCGACGAAGAAGCUCCAGACGACGUUGAGUGCGUUGACGGCGGAAGAGUUGAAGAUCGUACGCUUCGCACGAUCCCAGUACGAACGCCGCGGUGGUUUCGUACGGAUCUUCCCCACAAGCGAUAGCAUGGCUCGGUACGCUUCCAUCCUGGACCCGAUCACCGGAAUCCCCACGUCGGCCAUCACGUCCGCCGGCAGCGGAACCUACCUGAUGGUCAUCCCGCACAACUACAAUCAGAUGCUGCACUCGCAGCUAUUCCCGGCGGGUAGCGAGACGGAGAACCGGAUCGUUCACCGCAUCCAAAAGUACGAACGUGCCCUCGAAAGCUCACUGCCCAUCACGAUCGGCCCCAAACACACCGCGCCCAAGUGCGUCGACGAAGCCAAACGUCUCCGCCUGCAAAUCCGGAAGCUCAUCGAAAACGGCCACGAACUGAGCAUCCUCCAAGCUCGACGCGCCUUCGGCCUCUACCUAGAAUACAUCCUCAAGCGACUCUCGUCCGAGCCCAAGCACAGCCACGAGGAACUCGUCAUGAAGUUCCUGUACCGCGUCGGAGCCCACAUGAAGACCCCGUUCUUCUUCCGCAACUUCGGCAACAAAGCCCUCGGCAAGGACCGCGGCGCCAUGGUCGCCAAACAGCUCGGCGACUACCUCCAUCUCUACAACAAGGAAACGGAAGCAUUCGUCGACACGUUCGACAUGGUCGGCAUGGUCCCGAUCAAGCUCUUCGACGAGUUCCUCAUGCAGGCGGGCGAAACGGACGUCGAGUCCGUCCUAACCCUGCAUACCAACCUCACCCAGGCGAUGCCCUUCCUGUACAGCGGACUCUCGUCGAGCAUCCCGCCAGCCCCGCCCAUCCCCGUAGGCGCCCACGGCUUCCUCAAAGCACUCCCCUGCAUGGCCCCGGGCGGCGCCAACAAGGAACUCAUCCGGCUCGAUCCGUACUACAAAGGUCCGAGCGAACCGCGGAUGGCUGCGAGAACGAGUCUGUCGACGGCGGCGUCCGGUGCUGGGAUGCGGUCCGAGCUGAGGAUGAUCGAUCGGACGCGGUUGUCGCCGAUGAAGAAGAAGCCGCCUGUCGGCGGGAUGGUCAAGUCGUCGAGGGAGCGAGAUCAGAGGUCGAAUUGGUUGUACUAAGGGGAGGGUUGUCCGUGCCGGGGGAUUGAAUGUGGUGCUUUGUUUUUUGGAUAUUUAUUUUUGUUUUGUUUUUUGGUUUUCUUUAGGUGUUGUGCAUGCAAAAAUUGUGUGUAUAAAGUAUUCGAUGAAAUGUGGAUGAAAAUCGUUUUUUGAUAUUCAAACAAUUGGCAUAUAAAAUUCAAAGAAACAUUACGUAAAAUUACAAAGAAGGGCCGAUAUUUUCGCAAGUUUUUUGGGCUUUUUGAAGAAACUAUUUAAACAAUCAGAUCAGUUAAGGUCUUGUUAACUUUGCAAAACAUUUCUACAGGACCUAAUACAAAAAGUGGGGCUCUGUUUUCUUUACAGAGUUAUGACAAUUUCCGUAAAAAAGUUGAAGUUUAAAAUGUUCGCGUGAGGUCUACAGGCUCCGCAAAGUCCCAAAAACAAAGUUUUCCUUUUUUAAACGUGAUCCACAAAACCUUAUGACUAAGUUUCUAACACUCUUUACAGAAUAUAUAAACCCUAUAACUAUUAUUUUGACAUGCCACUUGUCAUAUUUGCACACUUUACAAAAAUCCUCGGCUGGGACUGGACUUCCGGAUUCGUUCCGGUGAAUCCAAAGUGGCCAAAUGAUCGAAAACUGAGUUUUUGAUAUCUUCACCGAAUUUAUAAACCCUAUUACAAGUGUUUUGCAUGUCGCUCGACAUAUUUGACGAUUGCACCAAUGCACCAACAUUGGAUCAUCAGAUGGCCACUUGGAACCGGUUCCAGGAUCCUCGGAGGCCUUGGCCAUAUUAAGUAACUGUACUGAACUAAGUUAUUAGGCAUAUAUAAGUAAUAGUAAUAUGAUAAAUGUAGGCAUUGUUUCAUGUCAAAAGUAGUUUUUUUCCUCGCAAUCUGAAACAUCUCCGGUAAACCUGGACCAUAUUUUUGCAACCGGAAGCAUCCAAUCCAUCCAUCCAAGGAUUUGAAAAUAAAAAACUACCUGUAAACCCCGAGCGUAGAUGUGUUAAAAACACAAAACACGAUUGCCAGAACCACUGUGGAUUCUUAUUGGUCAGUUCCGGUCAACCUGGAACCGGUCUCCGGGUACCCGAAGAACGGCCAACUAGCCUAUUUUGCUGAAACCCUAUCAUGUUGCUUGACAAACUUCAUAAAAAUGAAUGGUAUGUGAAUCUGUGGUCUGACUCUUCCUGGUCACUCCGGAACCGGUUACCGGUGGCCGCUUGGGGACACUUUCUGAAUUUGGACGAAUCCCUGUCAUGCGACAUAUCAACCUUCAUGAAAUUGAACGAUAUGAUGGUUUAUGGACAUGCCGAUGUUCUCUGACCCGUUUUGGCCACUCCGGAAUCGCUUUCCAGUGGCCGCUGGUGGACACUUCCGAAAUAGUCGAGAAACUCAUUCAUGCGACAUCUCAAACUGCAUAAAAUUGAAAGAUAUGACAAUGUUCAUCCAUAAAAAAAGUAAAACAAAUUCUUUCUUGGUCAAAAUUUGCCGCUUAAUUUUUAUCGAAUAUUUUAUGCACAAAAUAAAAAAAAAAAUGUUUCUAAGAUUUAUUUUCGCUAACAAUAAAUAUAAAUAAUUUAGUUUGGUUUCUGCUCGUUUCUCGCUAACCUAUAUUUCCGAAAAUAGUUUAAGCAAAACUUGUUGAGUAAUUUUAGUUCCGAACUUUAAAAAAAUAGUGACACUGAAUUCACAAAACUUUCAUCAAAACUAGUGCUAUAUUUAGGCUAAAAAAGGCGAGUCCAAAGCUCGCGCGGUGGAAAAUAAGUGAUCAGUAUUAAUUUUCCCCACUACAUUUAGUCAGUAAGAGAAUGGAAUAAAAACAAUGAUAUGAAAAAAAUGGGGAUUUAGGCUCGCUGAGAAGGGGAGAACACUUAUUUUCUAGUCAUUAUUGCUAGCAAUUUGAGCAAAGCGUACAAUCUUGAAAUAAUUAAUGUCGGCAAAAAUGUGAUAAAUUUUUCCCAAAGAAUCGGCACAAAUCUAAAUUUUGAUGAAAUAAAAGUGAUUUCCAAAUUUACAAGCAAAAAAAUAAGUCGCAAUUUUGUUAUCUGACCAAAAUAAUGGCAGAAAAAAACAACAACAAAGAAACAAUCGUCACAAAAGAAGAAAGAAAUAGUUGAUACAAAUGCAUAACAAUAUAACCUUAAAUUUAUGAAUAGAAAUCGCAAAAUACCAUUUUCAAACUGUAGGCCAAAGAUUUGGUUAAAAUAAAAAGAAAAGCUGAAAGUUGUUACUCGGUAACGAGUUCUAGUCACCAGAGGUAGUAAUUUUUACUUGCAAAACAAACUGAAAAAAAAAUCAAAUCACAAGCACUUCCACCAAGAGCACACAAAUCAUCACCAUAUUUGAAGAUUUAAGGACUCAAAUUAGUCCGGCAAAUAAAACAAAGUUCUCUUUCACUGUCCUAGUGUCCUGCCAGAAAGUGAGGUUGCAAAAUAUCUCGAUAAAUUUAAUAUAAACAAAAAAAAUUAUUAAAGAUGCACGUUUUUCCUGCUAAUUCUGGCAGAUAUUUUGCUGAAAGUGAUAGCCUAAGAUUUACUACCGAAACUAACAUUGAUCGCGUUGCCGUCAGAGUUUUAAAUUAGGAAUAUAUACAAGAAAGAAAAGUACAGAAAUAAAUACAAUCCGAUGCAUAUAUUUUUGAUAGCAGUUACAAAUUUCAAAACCAACAUAAUCGCAUAAACAUUGAUCGUAACUAUUUAUUGAAAUUCAUUAGUUUUAUUUUUAUUGCAGGAACUUUUCCUUAACAAAAAAGUUUCUCAAUUUUGUACAGCAAACAGCUUAGAUAUUGUCCAAUUUUUCCCUCACAAUACAUAUAUCAAAAAUCCCCGCUUUUAAACAUAUAUCAAAAAUCGCAUUCAGCACAAAAUCCCACUCCAAGUUUGAAAAAGAUUGACUUAAAACAUACACAAACACCAAAAGCACAAAGCAAUUACGAAACCGUUCACUUGUUACAGCCUUUGCCUAGUCAGAGUUGUUAGAAGCAGCAAUUUUAACUAAAACAAGAAAGAGAUUCAAAAAUAUAUACAAAACGCUUUUGAAAUCAUCCAAUUGACAGCAACAUCAACAAAAAAAAAACGAGCUAAUAGAUUUUGAAACGCUUCCUGGUUAAUCUUGCAUCAACUUUUAAUCAGAACGAAGAAACACAAAACAGUUCAAUUUUACCACCUCCCUACAGUGAAGAACGAAAAAAGAUCCCCCAAAAGUUUAAAACAGUUACUCGCCACCCCUGCCCCCUUUGCUACUGUUACAAACAAUACUCUUACAUGAUACCAACUGCAACCCUCUCUAAAAAAUAUGUACUAUUAAUUACUUAUACUCUUUGCUUGGAGAGAUACUCUUCCGACGAUGAUGCGUUAUUUGAUUGUAAAACGUGGAGUACGGUACGAAUGGCGCGCUACUUACGAAAGAGGGUGGAGCGCUCGGUUUAAAAGUGAAUAUCAAUUUCAAUAAAAUUUACAUACUAAUAAAU
Molecule: messenger RNA, 7493 nt
Organism: Culex pipiens pallens (northern house mosquito)
Lineage: Eukaryota; Metazoa; Arthropoda; Insecta; Diptera; Culicidae
Gene: TTLL5
Product: tubulin polyglutamylase TTLL5
Exons: 6
Coding region: 908-4039 (1043 amino acids)
Biological process (GO): microtubule cytoskeleton organization; protein polyglutamylation
Cellular component (GO): cilium
Molecular function (GO): tubulin binding; tubulin-glutamic acid ligase activity
Source: RefSeq, a predicted model, not a curated record